UGGUGGUAAUAUGAAAAUGAAAUGGAUUGGUUGCUUGCCAGGUUUCAUUUCAACAAAUUUUUAAUGUAGGAACUCUAAUGUAAAGACUUUACCACCUCCUCAUCAAGCUUAAGUCACACAUGACAGGGUAGCUAAUGAGCACGAAAUCUCUGGUCAGAGCAGCACCAGUGUUUCCUGAUAAAAGGAAAAAGGUGAAAAUCAAUUCCUCCCAAAGAAUGGGCUGCUCCUGGAUCUCUGAUCGGGAAACAGUGCAAUGAGGGACGGGUCUCUGUAGGAUAGCAGCCGAUGUGCAUGUGUGUGUGUUUAAGUGAGGACGUGGCUACAGAGCUAUAACUGUAUCCUCAGUCAGACGCAGCUCAUCCUCGGGACAGGGGACCAAAUACCAGAAUCCAAUCGCCAUGGAGCUGCAACUGUUCGCCACGGCCUGUCUCCUCUUUGGCAGGAUAAUGACAACGCAUCAAACUCACAUGAGCUUUUUGACUACGUUUCUGUUCGCUCCACGCGGACCUCAGAUGUUUCCCUGUCUAACUUACCUGGAGCGAAAUGUCAGGGUGGAUUGUGAGUUUCCACCCACCUACCAGGUCCCCGGACCCUACUGUGAGUAUCGGCAGGACAGCCGGCUGGUGGGCAGCACCUUCCCCAAUGCUGUCGUGUAUGUGUCCACAGAGGACCGCAGGAGGAGCAACGUCAGCCUGGUCACUCCCACUCUGUGCCGCCUCACCUGGGCUCCGCUGGCUGAUGAGAGGCCUUUCACCUACACCUGCAGGGUUUACCAGGGCAACAGCUGGAAGGAGAACAGCAUGGCCGUCCAUCACAGGAUCCUUCCAAUCUGCUCUGCAAUCAGUGUAAUGUUUAAAUCAGCACCAUGGCUUUUGUCACUGGUGAUGUCACUUCCUGUGGCUGUGGGUCUUCUGAGUCCAUGAACUCUCGCUUUCACAGGGUAACAACUCAAUAGGCCUCUCUGACAUGAUUUGUGGUUUGGUGGUUGACUCUAUGUGGGAUGAUUUUAUUUUCUGUUAUUUUAUUUUUUUUAGGCAGAGAAUAGAAGCCAUGACAACCACCUCUCGUUGAGCAUUGGACUAUUAUUUAGUAGACCUCAUUAUCACCAUUGUACCUUGAACACCAUUUUUUCAAAAGAGGAAACAAAUCAUGACAAUAUCAAAUGAAUGACAUUGCAGACUGAUGUAACAGCGAACCGUGUUCAUUUUUUAUUAUAAUGGCUGUUUAAAAAAUCAGAUUACAGUUUUUUUAAUCUGUUGUCUUGAUCAGGUCUCCCUUGUAAAUAAGAUUAAUUAUGACCUAUCCGUAUAAACAAAAAUUUCGUUAAUGGCCAAAUAAAUGUUCAUUUUGUGGUUUUGUAUUUUAUUUUUGAAGAAAAACAGAUGCUUCCUAUAGAUUUAUAUUGCAUCUUAUUGAUGUUCUGAACACAAAUGGGUUUGAUUAUAUACAGUGAAAUUAAACUUGGAGAUCUUCUCUCAACACUAAAAGAAUGGAGAUCAUUUUGAUUGGAUUGGAUCUUUACAGAUGCAUCAAAGAGUGAAAAUAUUGCAGCUUUAUGUCUGUCAGUUCAGCCUCCUACUUAAAUUCAAAUUAUAUCACAGUCUCACUGGUUUGCUCAACUAUAGAUAUGUUGUAUUCAGGUGGCUGAUAUGGCUUUUGAGUAACACUAAUGAAUAACUGCUCAAACACUGCCUUUCAUGCUAGCAAUGCUAAUCUCAGAUCUCAGAUUUAAAUAACAAGAGUUCUGCACACUAGACCCCAUAUGAGGUUCACCUGGUUAUAACAAAGCAGCUCUCUUUUCUACUCCCCCACAGGGCAGUAUCAGUGUUGUUUCCCCCCUUGGACAGCAAUAAGACAAAUACCUAACGUGACUGGUAUGAUUGUUCCUUACCUUUGGAAAAAUAAUGUCAGUUUCACGCAUUGCUUUCAUGCUAAUCUGCCCUACAGCCUAAAAAGACAUGUAGACUUGUGACCGUUUUAACUGCUAGUUUGCAAAGUCAAUGAUGUGGAUGAGGCAGGGUUUUUAGCUCCGUAGCCUUGAGAGUGACACUGCAGCUGAAUGAAUAACCUGUUUCUUUAUGCAGUUCAAGUAACAACUGAUAGACAGGCAUUGCCAAGAUAGUAUAUGGUGAAAAGAAGAGAUGGUGGAAAUGUAAUGUUUUGCACAAUAAAUAUUCACUCUAAUAAUCCUGGUGUGUUUAAAUUCGACAUUGCUCUCCACCAAUAAAAGUAUGCAUGUGUGAAGUAUGACAGAAUAUUGUAACUUUAUGUUUUUUUCAAAGCUGCUGCCAUUUAAAUAUAUUAUGUUAAAACAAUAACCACACUGUCUAAACACACACAUUUUAGACAUUUGAAGUUCAAGCUUGAUGCUAUUUUUUUACUUCGAUGUCACAUUUCUGUUUUAUGUUAUUUUUGGAUGCUAUGCCACUCAGUAUUAUUUGCAAAGUAGUACUUGUAAUAAAGAUGUCUUUAUAUUUUUCAAA
Molecule: messenger RNA, 2483 nt
Organism: Micropterus dolomieu (smallmouth bass)
Lineage: Eukaryota; Metazoa; Chordata; Actinopteri; Centrarchiformes; Centrarchidae
Exons: 4
Coding region: 399-923 (174 amino acids)
Source: RefSeq, a predicted model, not a curated record